Molecule: messenger RNA, 771 nt
Organism: Prunus armeniaca (apricot)
Lineage: Eukaryota; Viridiplantae; Streptophyta; Magnoliopsida; Rosales; Rosaceae
Source: the annotation of a GenBank genome assembly
AUGCCAGGGGAAUUCUAUCUUGUGCCAGCAGAGACUGAAUGCCCCCUGGGUAUUGGGGAGGGGAGGUUCGAGGAGACAACCUGUGAUGAGGGCCUUCUCGAAGAGGUUAUGAUUGAAGAUCCUGCUGAAGUGGUUAUCGAGGUACUAGCCCCUACUGUAGAGUCAAUGGAUUUCGAAAGGGAAUCGUCAGUUCCUGAUCCGAAGGAGACUGAGAUGCCUAAAACUGGAAGUAUGACGCCUGAGCUGACGGUGGAUCCUAUGAAUCGUACUGAAGCUAGUCAUAAUUCGGGUUCUUCACGUGCUGAAAAGUCUGAGGUGCCAACUAUGUCCAAGGAGAGGACGAAAUUGAUCUUGGCAAAAUGGGUGACUCUUUCGAUGGAUGAGAGGAUUUCCAAGCUGGACCUGUUGGCUUUGGCUAACAAAUUCCAGCACAGUGAUGCUGCUCAAUUUCCCGAUGACGACGCGCAAUUGGAGGCAGAACUGGCCCAAUCCAGAGAAGAAACGAAAGCGCAACAUGAAGAAUUGGAGAAAUGCGAGCUAUUGUGGAAACAGGCAGAUUGGAGACUGAGGACCUCAGAAGCUUAUUUGCAGCAGGUGUUGUUGCAGAAAGAGGAACUCCAGGAUGAGGUUGAUCAAAUGCUAACGGCCCUGACUACAGCCAAAGAGGACAUUGAUAAGGCUAAUAUGGAUGUCGGACUGGAGAUAUGGCAGGAAAAGCUGAGGAUGAUCCGUCUUGAUAAGAUUCGUGUGGACACACGACAUUUUUGUUGA